AUGGAGUGCAGCCUUUCCUCUCUCUCCACCCCUAUACUUCAAAGGGAACUUGCUGAGAUUACAGUAGACCCCCCUCCAAACUGCAGUGCUGGCCCGAAAGGCGACAAUUUGUACGAGUGGGUGUCGACAAUCUUUGGACCAAAAGGAUCUGUAUAUGAAGGCGGGGUCUUCUUCCUAGAUAUUCACUUCACAAAUGAUUAUCCAUUUAAACCUCCAAAGGUGACAUUUCGUACUCGGAUAUAUCACUGCAAUAUUAAUAACCAGGGUGCUAUCUGCUUAGACAUUCUGAAAGACAAUUGGAGUCCAGCAUUGACGGUAUCCAAAGUGUUGUUGUCCGUGUGCUCACUCCUCACAGAUUGCAAUCCACGGGAUCCUCUUGUUGGCAGUAUUGCCACUCAGUUUCUGACGAACCGUGAAGAACAUGACAAGACUGCUCGUCAAUGGACCAAGAAGUUUGCUACGUGA
This is a messenger RNA of Acanthosepion pharaonis, 465 nucleotides long. NCBI's taxonomy places the organism in Eukaryota, Metazoa, Mollusca, Cephalopoda, Sepiida, Sepiidae. The record is from the annotation of a GenBank genome assembly.